CCGUUUCAAAUUUGAAAGCGUCCCAACCAAUCAGAUGCGAGCUCCGAGGGUGGAGUCUAUGGGCAUUUAAUCAAGUUUGUGCGCCCUGUAGCACAGCGACAAAACAGUUUACAACGAGACUACGUACAUUUUGCUGAGCAGUUGAGGCUGAAUAUAGGAUAUUACAACUAUGGGUAAAGAUCCUAAUAAGCCCAGAGGGAAGACGUCCUCUUAUGCUUUCUUUGUGCAAACCUGCCGCGAGGAACACAAGAAGAAGAACCCGGGAACUUCUGUGAACUUCUCCGAGUUCUCCAAGAAGUGCUCUGAAAGAUGGAAGACCAUGUCACCUAAAGAAAAGGGAAAGUUUGAAGAAAUGGCGAAGACUGACAAGGUUCGCUAUGACCGGGAAAUGAAAACCUAUGUGCCUCCUAAAGGUGAGAAAGGAGGGAAGAAGAAGAAAGACCCAAAUGCUCCCAAGAGACCCCCAUCCGCAUUUUUUGUCUUCUGCUCUGAUCACCGUCCGAAAAUUAAGGGGGACAACCCCGGCAUCUCCAUUGGUGAUAUUGCAAAGAAGCUCGGGGAGAUGUGGUCCAAGCUUACACCAAAAGAGAAGUCUCCUUAUGAGCAGAAGGCCAUGAAGUUUAAGGAGAAGUAUGAGAAGGAUGUUGCUGCAUAUCGUGCCAAAGGAGUAAAAGCAGAAAGUGUCAAGAAAGGUGGACCAGGUCGACCAGCAGCAAGAAAGGCAGUGGCUGCAGAUGAUGACGAUGAUGAAGAUGAAGAGGAUGAGGAAGAAGAAGAAGAGGAGGAGGAAGAGGAUGACGAUGAGGAUGAUGAUUAAACUAUCAGGAAAACUUGAGCUGAGUUAAUUGCAAAACAAUGUGAAUGCAUUUUUUUAGCAUUUAAAUUUUCAAAACAUGUACAGAGAUGUGUGUAAUCGAAUACAUAUUGAGGUCAUGUGCUGUUUUGUAAAUGUAACUGCUUUUUAAGCACUGCUUUUUUGUCUGAUAGAUGUGGUGUUCGGUUUCUCUCCCUGUUUCAUAUUAUUUCUACUGCCAUUUUAAGGAUAAAACAAUUGAACUUACGUAGUGUCUCCAUUUUUAAACGUUGAGCUAAGUUGUGUAGACUGAGGAUUUUUUUUUAAUUUUGUAUAUUAUGAUGGCUCCCCAUGUAUGUUUGAGUGCAAUUUUGAUGACUUAUUAAAGAUUUUUGCAGAA
Molecule: messenger RNA, 1193 nt
Organism: Misgurnus anguillicaudatus (oriental weatherfish)
Lineage: Eukaryota; Metazoa; Chordata; Actinopteri; Cypriniformes; Cobitidae
Gene: hmgb2a
Product: high mobility group box 2a
Biological process (GO): regulation of transcription by RNA polymerase II
Cellular component (GO): nucleus
Molecular function (GO): DNA binding
Source: RefSeq, a predicted model, not a curated record